Hypomesus transpacificus is the source of this 1617-nucleotide messenger RNA. RefSeq names its product DEP domain-containing mTOR-interacting protein. The coding region runs from base 86 to 1303 and encodes 405 amino acids. Gene Ontology annotation, molecular function: protein binding. Gene Ontology annotation, biological process: intracellular signal transduction. The record is from RefSeq and is a predicted model, not a curated record. The transcript has 9 exons. Lineage: Eukaryota; Metazoa; Chordata; Actinopteri; Osmeriformes; Osmeridae.
CAUUUCAAGAGGGUGUCAUACACUGGGUAUUUGGUCAAUAUAAAAGGCUGGUGACGGUCAGUGGUACACCCAAUGUCAGAGUAACAUGGACAAAAUGGGAAGUAACAAGAACAGAAAAGCUAUGGCCAGAUUACACAAGGCUGAAGUUAUGAUUGCUGGAGAACAACUCAGGCUCAGGUUGCAUGAUGGAAAGCUAAUCAAGGACCGGAGGUACCACCUGCGCACAUACCCAAACUGCUUUGUUGCCCUAGAGCUAACUGACUGGCUGGUCAGCCACAAAGAAGCUCCUGAUAGAGUCACAGCUAUCUGUCUAAUGCAACACCUGAUGGACCAUGACAUAGUACAUCAUGUUUGUGACAAACGUCCUAUGUUCAAGGAUGCAAAAUUGCUGUACCGUUUCCGUAAGGAUGAUGGCACAUUUCCGUUUAACACAGAGGUGAAAGUGUUCAUGCGUGGACAAAGGCUGUAUGAACAUUUAAUAUCAGGAAGGGACUCCAUUUUGCAACUAAGGGAGGAACGGGGCGUAGCAUACCAGCGUUCCUUUCCUGGCUGCCAGCUGAUAGACUGGUUGUUACAGAAUGGAGAAACAGAGAGUCGUCGCAAAGGUUUGGACCUUUGCCGUGCCCUGCUGGAGCAUGGCAUCAUUCAGCAUGUGUGUAAGAAGCACAACUUCUUUGACAGUGGGUUACUGUAUCAAUUCUGCAUAAAUUUUCGUCGGCGCCGCCGUUUGUCUGAGCUCUUGAAUGAAAGCGAAAGAGAGAAAGAAGAGGAGGUUGCAGUGCAAGCACAGGAAGACAUCCAUGCUGACAGUCCUUUUGUCCUGCGAAAGACUCCCCCACUAGAGAACUGUAGUGGAUUUCAAUCUUUGCAGAACAGUAUGGAGAUAAAUGCAACACACAAUGUGCACUGGGGAAGCUUGAAUUCAUUUCAACUUCAUCCUACUGGAUAUUUACCCCCUGCCAUUCUGUCCUCUACCACAUUUAUGCAAUGUAAUCCCAAAUCAGUGCUUAGGAGCAAUGUGACAUGUGAUGACUUGGUGUCUCCUGGUGCACCUUUCAUCAAGAAAGUGUUGACGGUGAUGGGUGACGCAGUGGGUUGGGGUUUUGUCGUCAGGGGUAUGGCUCCCUGUUAUGUUCAAGCAGUUGAUCCAGGAAGCCCUGCAGCAGCUGCAGGAGUUAAGGUCCGCCAGUUUGUGUGCCGUGUGAAUGGACAAAGUGUUCUUACUAUGGAUUACCAUGCAGUUUCAAGACUUGUGAUGACUGGACCACAAACAGUUGUGUUAGAGGUCAUGGAACCACGGUGAUAACACAUUAUUUUAUUAUUUUGUAAAAUGAGUGAUAUGCUUAAAAUUGUGACGGCAUGUGCAUAAAAGCCCAUUUUAAGAAGUUAUGAAGGUAGCCUACAGUUGCAUUGUAAUUAAGCAACUGAGAUGUUGAACUAGCAUUCUUUUAGUUGUUGUUCACCGUACCUGCUUUACAAUGUGACAAAUAAAUACCAACUGUUCCUUGAUUUUGACCUCAGAAAUACAGAUAAACGAUGCACUUCUGACCUUUGAUUCUGCAUAAUUCUGCACUGUUGCGUCGCUUUAAAUAAAAUAUAUUUUUAAUGUAUAAUUAU